Solea solea (common sole) is the source of this 1250-nucleotide messenger RNA. RefSeq names its product carbonic anhydrase 4-like. Gene Ontology annotation, cellular component: plasma membrane. The transcript has 9 exons. Lineage: Eukaryota; Metazoa; Chordata; Actinopteri; Pleuronectiformes; Soleidae. Gene Ontology annotation, molecular function: zinc ion binding; carbonate dehydratase activity. The record is from RefSeq and is a predicted model, not a curated record. The coding region runs from base 81 to 941 and encodes 286 amino acids.
ACAGAGAGAGGAAAUAAAAGAGGGAGGCUGAGGCCCCAACGCUGUCAGAAGACACAGAGGAAGGUAAAGGUGCAUCAAAGAUGAAAUUCCUUGUAACAACUGUGUUUGUUGCUUGGAUCCUCAUAUCGAGCGCCCAGUGUGCCAGUAACACUUGGUGUUAUCAUCUGCCAACCUGCAAUGAAGCUGUGUGGCCAGCCAUUGUUCCUCUAUACUGUGAUGGGACCAGACAGUCACCCAUCGACAUCGUCCCAUCAGAUGCCAAACCUGAUCCUGAACUGACUCAAUUCACCUUUCACAACUUUGACAGCAAGUCUGCACUGGAAAGCAUGGAGAACACUGGCCAGACAGUCAAGGUUAAUUUCAAGAGUGGCAUGACGAUUUCAGGAGGAGGUCUGUCCGAGCCCUAUGACAGCCUCCAGUUCCACUUGCACUGGGGAAACGGCGCCUCUCACGCUGGCUCUGAGCACACUGUGGACGGAAAGCGCUACCCCAUGGAGUUGCACAUUGUGAGCGGUAAGUCGCACUACAACGGGAACUUAACUCAGACAAUUGCAGAUCCGACAGGACUUUCUGUUCUUGGUUUCUUCAUCGAGGAAAUGUCCAAUGAUGAAAUUGAAGAACCUGCAAGCUGGAAAAUGUUGACCUCUUAUCUGGGCAGUAUCUUAUACAAAGAUGACUCUGUUUUAAUGGAACCUGGGAUUUCACUGGAUGAUCUCCUGGAUGGAGUGGAUCGCACAAACUAUUAUCGCUACCUGGGCUCCCUAACCAGCCCCGAUUGCAAUGAGGCCGUGGUUUGGACUGUGUUCAAGGAGCCAAUCAAAGUCAGCAAAGAUUUGAUCGACCUCUUCAGCACAACAGUGCACAUCUCUGACAGCUCAUCACCUUUUAUGAUCAAUAACUACAGAAACAUCCAGCCAAUGCAACCAGUCAUGACAAACUAAAAGCAGCAGCACUGGUUUUUUCAUAUGUUGACAUUUACUGUAGAAGAAAAAUUCCUGUCACAUAACCCACCAGAGAUGGUGGGUGCUGAUAAAAAAAAAGAAGCACUAAGAAGAACCAGUUUUCCCUCAGUGAUCGGCCACCCAGUCACUGCAUUGGAAAAAACUUGCAUGUAUGGUAUUUAUUAUCUUGUCUUUCCUAUAUGCUAAAUUCCAGGGAUGCAUCUGUCUUUGUCUGUCUGCAUGUGAGCCGUACUAAGAAUCCUCUGUCGCUGAGCCCAUAUUAUAAUAAACUCAUAUUUUGGAAAACAA